AUGAGGCGGUGGGCCAGUUACACUUGCUUCGGUGCCAUCACGAUGCGGCUCCCCAUUCCUAAGUUGGCGGAAAGGCAUAUGCACUCACCGGCGUCUCUGACGUGUCGAAAGGGAGUCCCUACAAGCACGACCGCGGCGGUGGAAAUGACUUACUUCCAGGCAAUCAACUCUGCGCUCGAUCUUUCACUUUUGCGCGACCCGAAGACGGUGCUGUUCGGGGAAGACGUCUCAUUCGGUGGUGUAUUCCGUUGCUCACUUGGCUUGGCUAAGAAGUAUGGUUCUAAAAGGGUCUUUGACUCACCGCUUUCCGAGCAAGGCAUAGUUGGCUUCGCAAUUGGAAUGGCUGCCGUUGGAUGGAAACCAAUUGCAGAGGUGCAGUUCGCAGAUUACAUAUUUCCGGCUUUCGACCAAAUUGUUAACGAGGCCGCAAAGAUGCGCUUCCGCUCAGGAGGUCAGUUCUCCUGUGGUGGGCUCGUGGUGCGCUCUCCGUGCUCAGCUGUGGGGCAUGGAGGGCUUUAUCACUCCCAAAGUGUGGAGGGUUAUUUUAACCACUGUGCCGGUGUCAAGAUUGUUAUGCCCUCCACUCCAUCGGAAGCGAAGGGGUUAUUGCUGCAAUGUGUUGAGGAGGAGGAUCCGUGUAUCUUCUUUGAACCAAAGCUCCUGUACCGCUCCGCGGUGGAACUUGUUGAGCCAUCGUAUUACACAAUACCGCUGGGAACCGGUCGGAUUGUCCGGGAGGGGAAGGAUGUGACUAUUGUCACGUAUGGAACACAAGUUGCGGUUGCUUCGAAGGCGGCUCAGCGUGCGGAAAAGGAGGGCAUCUCGGUGGAGGUUAUUGACCUUCGGUCAUUAAAACCAUGGGAUCGAGAGAUGGUGGCGCAGUCCGUUCGGAAGACUGGUCGGGUAAUCGUGACGCACGAAGCCCCUAAAACUAGUGGUUUUGGUGCGGAGCUUAUCUCCAGCAUCGUCGAGGACUGUUUUCUUUCACUGGAGGCGCCCCCGAAGCGUGUGUGUGGGUUAGACACGCCUCACCCGUUACAUGAGCAGUUGUAUUUACCGAAUGAGGCGAAAGUAUACGAGGCAGUGAAGGAAGUGAUCGCGUUCUAG
Trypanosoma brucei brucei TREU927 is the source of this 1107-nucleotide messenger RNA. RefSeq names its product 2-oxoisovalerate dehydrogenase subunit beta. The record is from RefSeq and is a predicted model, not a curated record. Gene Ontology annotation, molecular function: catalytic activity. The transcript has a single exon. Gene Ontology annotation, biological process: response to nutrient; branched-chain amino acid catabolic process. The coding region runs from base 1 to 1107 and encodes 368 amino acids. NCBI's taxonomy places the organism in Eukaryota, Euglenozoa, Kinetoplastea, Trypanosomatida, Trypanosomatidae.